Fusarium sp. VM40 is the source of this 708-nucleotide messenger RNA. The record is from the annotation of a GenBank genome assembly. Lineage: Eukaryota; Fungi; Ascomycota; Sordariomycetes; Hypocreales; Nectriaceae.
AUGCCCGCGCUUCCUCCAUCGGCGACGAUACCCUCAGGGCAUCAUCUCUCCGUUCGCCAAAAUGACGAAUCAAGCGUCUCCUUCACUGCCAUCCCCACGGCCUACAAGAAUUCCGAGGACUCCCUGGCCCCCGGUGUCGUCGCUGGCAUCGUCCUUGGCUCCGUCGCCGGCUUCCUCCUCCUAUUAUACCUCAUUUACAUGAUCCUCCAUCGUGGGCCCGUCGGCAGACCUAUGGACGGUGCAUCGACCGUCGUCUCCGGAGGGCCCAUGAGCACCGUUACCGGCGACACCUCGACGUAUCUAAGUUUCCGUAGCAGAAAGGAUCGCAGACCGAGAAACAGAUCACGCAGCAGGGCCACCUCCAGAUCAAAGAGGACGAGAUCCCGCACGACGGUGCAAUCGAGGGACAGAAGUCGUAGAAGAGCAUCGCCCCUGGUUGGCGAUAGCCGUGGCGAGCGCAUCAUCGUCGAUCCGCCUGCUCCGCGCUACGCUCAAGAAUCGACCAUAUCCUCCGACAACGAGAUCGUUGUGGAAGAGGAGCACAGCGUUGUUUCUCCCCCGCGCCGUUCGCAACGCUACAGUCAGGAUCGGUCUCGUCGGGAGCCGCUGAUGGGAGACGGUUACCGAUCAAGGGACCGGUCAAGAGAAUACUCACCGAGAGACUACUCGCCUAGGAGGGAGAGCAGAAGAUAUAGUCGCGGUCGAUAG